AUCCGCCCUCCGUACUUUCUAUAUAAAAAUAUGUUCAUAAAGGUCAUUUUAAUUUGAACUUGUUUGCAAAGCGGAGAGAGACGGGAUCUGAUCAUCUGAGAGCCUCUUCUUACUUGUUUCUUCCAGGUGUGGCCAUGGGAGACCUUGUCUAAACCCUAACCCUAGCUGCCGGCAGUUGUCCCGCUUACCGAUAUACUCUCUAUCGCUCCCCGCCCAUCCUUCGGACGAGCGGCGGCGGUGGAGUCGGAGCCGGAGCCGGGAUGGAGAAUCACAAGAGAAAUGUUCCCCGUCCUCGGGUUCGAGUAACGGCUAAGAAGCGGGGGAAGGAGUCGGAAUCCUCCACAGGAUCCUCGAAAAAGCCGCGGAAAGGAGAGUGCGUGAAUUCAGUCACCAAGCUCCAGCGGCGCGAGAUCGGAGGGUUUCCUAGAAUCGCUCGGGGCACCUCGUCGAAUGCACCCGAGAAAUUCCGGAACAUACAGCUUCAGGAGGAAUUUGAUACCUACGAUCACAAUGUUCAUUGGUUUUUAAAAUUACAAUUUCUCAAAAAGAGAUCUAAGAUCAUAGAGAUCGUUGCUGCAAAGGACGUUAUAUUUGCUCUUGCUCAGUCUGGUCUCUGUGCAGCCUUUAGUCGCACAACUAACAAACGCAUAUGCUUCUUGAAUAUAAGCCCUGAUGAAGUAAUUAGAAGUCUUUUCUAUAACAAGAACAAUGAAUCACUGAUCACAGUAUCAGUUUAUGCUUCCGACCACUUCAGUUCUUUGAAAUGUAGGACCACUCCAAUAGAAUAUAUAAGGCGGAAUCAACUUGAUGCUGGAUUCGCGCUUUUUGAGACUGAAUCUCUAAAAUGGCCAGGAUUUGUUGAAUUUGACGACGUCAAUGGCAAAGUUCUUACCUAUUCAGCUCAGGAUGGAAUAUACAAGGUUUUCGACCUAAAGAACUACUCCUUUUUGUACUCCAUAUCUGAUAAAAAUGUACAGGAGAUUAAGAUCAGUCCGGGGAUCAUGUUAUUGAUAUGUCGUAGAAGUCCUGGUUUUGUUCCAUUAAAGAUUCUUUCAAUUGAAGAUGGCACAGUUUUGAAGUCUUUCAAUCACUUGUUACACCGAAACAAAAAAGUCGACUUCAUCGAGCAGUUCAAUGAAAAGCUUCUAGUAAAGCAAGAGAAUGAAAAUCUUCAGAUUCUAGAUGUUAGGAAUUCAGAAUUAACUGAAGUUGGAAAGACACAAUUCGUGACUCCUUCGGCUUUCAUCUUCCUCUAUGAGAAUCAUCUUUUCUUGACAUUUAGAAACAGGACGGUUGCAGUUUGGAAUUUCCGCGGAGAAUUAGUCACCUCCUUUGAUGAUCACUUGUUGUGGCACCCUGACUGUAACACAAACAACAUCUAUAUUACCAGUGACCAGGAUUUGAUAAUCUCGUACUGCAAAUCAGAAGGCUGUGAAGAUGAAGCUUCUGCGGUUGGAUCAAUCAACAUGAGCAAUAUUCUUACUGGAAAGUGCAUCGCCAAAAUAUCAGCAAAUGACCCAUUAAUACAGAUGAGUCCGCGGAAAGGAGGAGAUGCGAGUAGAUCUUCCAUUAGGUGUAGCGUUCGUGAAGCCCUGGAAGAUGUUACAGCAUUGUUCUAUGAUGAGGAUAGGAAUGAGAUCUACACUGGAAACAAACAAGGAUUGAUACAUGUCUGGUCAAAUUAAAGCUUUUCCUGCCCUCAAUGUUAGCUUGGAAUUCAAGUAAAUUUAGCUGUAAGAUAUGUGCCAAUUUUUUCUUCAGAGACGAAGGUGCUCGUGCAUAUCAUCGUAGGAAAUUAGGGCAUGUAUAAUUGUUUCUUUUUUUGACAUUUCUGCUGGAACUUUGCAUGGUUUGUGUGGCACUUGGUAAUGUAAUAUUGGCCAUGUAAUGUGAUGUAUGAUAGUCUGAACGAUUAGGUUGAUUAUUCUUUCUCUUGAGAGCUGAUGGGAAGAUCUUAUUUGCUUGUUA
This is a messenger RNA of Phalaenopsis equestris, 1968 nucleotides long. RefSeq lists its product as uncharacterized. Gene Ontology annotation, molecular function: protein binding. The transcript is spliced from 8 exons. The record is from RefSeq and is a predicted model, not a curated record. NCBI's taxonomy places the organism in Eukaryota, Viridiplantae, Streptophyta, Magnoliopsida, Asparagales, Orchidaceae. Bases 261 to 1685 code for a protein of 474 amino acids.